Molecule: messenger RNA, 5453 nt
Organism: Tachysurus fulvidraco (yellow catfish)
Lineage: Eukaryota; Metazoa; Chordata; Actinopteri; Siluriformes; Bagridae
Gene: ppfia3
Product: PTPRF interacting protein alpha 3
Exons: 27
Coding region: 720-3917 (1065 amino acids)
Biological process (GO): synapse organization
Cellular component (GO): presynaptic active zone
Molecular function (GO): protein binding
Source: RefSeq, a predicted model, not a curated record
GUGUGUGUGUGUGAGAGAGAGAGAGAGAGAGAGAGAGAGAGAGAGACUGGGAUUGUCUGUAGUCGCUGUGUCCUUACGUAUACAAGGGUGGACGGGAUUAAAUUGAAAUUAAAUUCAGACACAAAUCUCUCGGAUGGAUUUGAGCGGCUGUGACUGAAGGAUCACCGGCGAUGACAAGGCUCUCUUGUAGCUGAUCAUCCCUAGAGGGUUUGAAGCCCCGCUCACCUCUCCUGCCCCUGCCCCACUACCCAGUUGUCCUCCUUGGUUUCUCCGGAACACGGCCACUUUCUCCACCCCAAACUCCACCCUAACCCAGGACUUCUGGACGAGGAACGAUUAAACAGGAGAGACGACGUUUGUUUGUUUUUUGUUUGUUUUUUAAAAAUGGAUGAUUUGAAGCAAACGAUGGGACGCCAGCUACUCGUCAGCGUCCAUAUUUAGAGUAGAAGGAAAACGUUGUGGACAGAAGGAGGACAUUUUGUUUGGGGGGGAAAAGGAUCACAGAAGGGAGGACGUUUGUUGAUGAAAAAUCGCUUCCUGUUUAUAUAAAAUAUCGUCUUUUAAAGAAUACACAGCUCUACGCUUACGGGAAGCUGUAAGGGUUUUACACGCACACACACACACACACACACACACACACACACACACACACACACACACACACACACACACACACACACACACACACGUGACCCACUCUCACACUUCAAAGCCUCAGGAUGAUGUGCGAGGUGAUGCCCACUAUAUCAGAGGACGGUCGUGGUGGAGGCGGAGGACCGUCCUCGCCUGCCGGGGGCGGGAGUGGUAUGGGAGGGGGCAUCGGGGGCAUCGGGGGUAGUUACGAGGGUGGCAGCACGGGCAACCUGGAGUCUCUGAUGGUGAACAUGCUGACAGAGAGGGAGCGGCUGCUGGAGAGUCUGAGGGAGACGCAGGAGAGUCUGGGGACGGCACAGCUCCGCCUCCGGGAACUGGGACACGAGAAGGACUCGCUCCAGAGACAGCUGUCCAUCGCUCUGCCUCAGGAGUUUGCCGUCUUGACCAAAGAGCUGAAUGUGUGUCGAGAACAACUACUGGAGAGAGAGGAAGAGAUCGCAGAGCUCAAGGCAGAGAGGAACAACACACGGUUGUUGUUGGAGCAUUUGGAGUGUUUAGUGUCUCGUCAUGAGCGCUCUCUGAGGAUGACGGUGGUGAAGAGACAGGCUCAGUCUCCUGCUGGUGUUUCCAGCGAGGUCGAGGUGCUCAAAGCUCUCAAGUCUCUGUUCGAGCACCACAAGGCUCUGGACGAGAAGGUGAGGGAGCGACUGCGUGUGGCUCUGGAGCGAGUCGCAGUCCUGGAGGAAGAGCUUGAAUCCUCAACCAACGAGGUUUUGACUCUGCGUGAUCAGAUUAAACGGCGAGAGCGUGGGCAGGACAACGGUAAAGAGCGUCUUCCGAAUGGCCCGUCCUCCAUCUUGGAUGAUGGAGAGAUUGACAGACAGAGGGAGGGAGAGAUCGAGCGCCAGAGGGCAGAGCUUUCACAGCUGAAAGAGCGACUGGCUCUAAUGUGCAGACAGGUGUGUGCGAGACAGAGGGAGAGGAUGAACGAUGAACAUAACAAACGCCUGUCCGACACGGUGGACAAGCUGCUGUCCGAGUCGAAUGAGCGCCUGCAGCUCCAUCUGAAGGAACGCAUGGCAGCUCUAGAGGAGAAGAACGCACUGUCUGAGGAGCUCGCCAAUAUGAAGAAGAUCCAAGAUGAUCUCCUGGCAAACAAGGAUCAGCUGAUUGCAGAAUUAGAGAGGCUGCAGCUGGAACUGGAUCAGUUGAGAGGCAGGUCCGGCUCCUCCUACUCUCGCUCUCUUCCUGGCAGUGCUCUGGAGCUCAGGUACUCCCAGGGAGGAGGUUCUCUACCUGCGGGCUCCACCACUCACCUGGAUCAUUAUGGCAGUACAGGCUCAGGGGGCGUGGUCAGAAGGGCUCACCGUGGACGCUGGGGCGGAGCCAGAGAGGAUGCCAGCAAGUACGGCGAAUGGGACAGCGGCGCUUUGCUCGGCCCGGGUUUCGAAGGUGGAGUCGAGGGCGGCUGCUCUGACGACGACGAGGAUCGCGAGACGCUCUUCGGAUCUGAGCUGCUUUCUCCCAGCGGACAGACGGACGUCCAGACGCUGGCCAUCAUGCUUCAGGAGCAGCUGGAAGCCAUCAACAAGGAGAUCAAGCUGAUUCAGGAGGAGAAGGAGAACACGGAGCUGAGGGCUGAAGAGAUCGAGAGCCGUGUGAGCAGCGUGGCUCUGGAUGGACCCCCGGUUCCUCCAUCCUCUUUGGGAAGAGACUCCAGUGGCAGGACCUUCAUUACUCCUUCUCUCACCUCCUCCACCUUGGCGUCUCCUUCUCCGCCCAGCUCGGGUCACUCCACCCCACGCCUACCCCACUCUCCGGCACGCGAGACCGAGAGACAGAACAACAAGGAAGACGAUAGGUCCCUGGCCCUGCUGGACUCCACCCCUCCACCCACCCCUCGUGCACUGCGAUUGGACAGAAUGAGCCACACCCACCCCGGGGCCAUGCUGGACGACAGCCGUGAGUUUCGCAGCCUCUCAGCAGAUGGCAGCAGCUCUAACAGCAGUCAGGAUUCUCUUCACAAGGCCAGCAAAAAGAAAAGCAUCAAGUCUUCCAUUGGCCGUCUUUUUGGAAAGAAGGAGAAGGGACGCAUGGGACAGCCUGGCCGCGAGUCCACCUCUUUGGCGUCCACUCCCUCGGAUGAUCUGGGCUCCGUUGACCCGCUCGGUCUCACCAAGAUGGCCGGACCUGUGGACAAGGACCGCCGCAGCAAGAAGAAACACGAGCUGUUGGAGGAGGCGUGUCGUCAGGGGCUCCCUUUCGCCUCCUGGGACGGCCCCACCGUGGUGUCCUGGCUGGAGUUGUGGGUGGGCAUGCCAGCAUGGUACGUGGCAGCAUGUCGUGCUAACGUGAAGAGUGGAGCGAUCAUGGCUAAUCUUUCCGACACAGAGAUCCAGCGUGAGAUCGGCAUCAGUAACCCACUGCACCGCCUCAAACUGCGCCUCGCCAUUCAGGAGAUGGUGUCACUCACAAGCCCAUCUGCCCCGGCCAGCACCCGCUCCUCGACCAGUAACGUGUGGAUGACGCACGCUGAAAUGGAGUCUCUCACAGCAGCCACCAAACCAGAGCUGAAGGAGUUCAGCUGGGAUCAGAUUCUGGCUUACGGUGAUAUGAACCAUGAGUGGGUGGGGAACGACUGGCUGCCCAGUCUGGGUCUGCCACAGUACCGAAGCUACUUCAUGGAGUCUCUGGUGGACGCCCGCAUGCUGGACCACCUCACCAAGAAAGAGCUGCGUGGACAACUCAAAAUGGUGGACAGCUUCCACAGGGUGAGUCUGCACUACGGCAUCAUGUGUCUGAAGCGACUGAACUACGACCGGAAGGAGUUGGAGAGGAAGAGAGAUGAGAGCCAACACCAGAAUAAAGAUGUGAUGGUUUGGUCGAACGAGCGAGUGAUGUGCUGGGUUCAGUCCAUCGGUCUGAAGGAAUUUGCAGAUAACCUGGCUGAGAGCGGAGUGCAUGGAGCUCUACUCGCCCUGGACGACACCUUUGACUACACCGACCUGGCCCUGCUCCUGCAGAUCCCCAACCAGAAUACACAGGCACGCCAAGUCCUGGAGAAAGAGUACAACUCCCUGAUCGCCAUGGGAACCGAGCGGAGGCCAGAUGAGGAUGGCACCAAGACGUUCACUCGCUCUCCAUCCUGGAGGAAGAUGUUCCGUGAGAAGGACCUAAGAGGAGUGACCUCAGAUUCUUCAGAGACGCUGCCUGCUAACUUCCGCGCCUCUGCCAUAUCCACUCCAUCCGUGACUCUGCGGAAGGUUCAGAGUGAAGUUUCUCCAAGGGGCGAGUCAGCAUCAGUGAGAACAUACUCUUGCUGAAGUCCUCAAAAGGGGGCGCCAUUGGCACAUGACUGCGAAACGUGCGGAGAGAGGGGGGAAAAAAGCAAUGAUUAUAUACAUUUCGAAAACAUGAAGAAAAGAAAAAAAAACCCCACUGGUCUGAACCAUUCUGCAAUAACAGAAGAUGGAGCUGUGGAAAUGGGAGGAAGAUAUAAAAAAUAAAAAAGUACUUAAGGACUAAAGACGUGACGAAUGUAUGAGAUAGGAAGGACAAUGAGGACACUCAGACUGGCGUGGGACCGGAGGACUCUUUUUAUCUUUCGCUCUGUCGUUCUCUCGUCCCUUUUUGUCCGUGCCAUGAUGUCUCUCAGUUGUCGGUUUAAUCAAAGCUGCCUCUUUCUCCCCCUGUUCCUUCUUUUAUUCGGACCAGCCCUGUGCGGAUUGUAUCAGCUCAUAAAAAAACAAAACAAAAAAAAACAGAAAGCAGCUUUUUUUUUUUUUAACCCUUUUCUCACCCAGGGUUGUAUUUAUCGUUUUCCACCCAGACAGGAUGGAAGGUAGCGCAGACAGACGACAUCAUUAAAGAGAAGAGAGAGAGAGAGAGAGAGAGAGAGAGAGAGAGAGAGAGAGAGAGAGAGAGAGAGAGAGAGAGAGAGAGAGUAAGGGGUCAAGCGUAACGGAAGGCGGUGUCUCCGCUACCCACCGUGCGAGGAACCUCAUGCCUGAAAAGCAUUACCGGAUUUCCCCCAAGCCAUAACAGAGGACGGAGAGCGAAGCGCAGAGGACAAAAAGAGAACGAAAGUAAACGAGAACUGAAUCAUUUCUUCUGUGUUGCGAUGCAUGUCGAACAUCGAACAACGACUCAAACCUUUGGGGGGGAAAUAAGACCACAUGUGAAUUCAGAAUCUAAACUAAAUGUACAUUAUCAUACGACGACAUCGAGAGCCUGGGGAACAAUUUGUACAAUGUGUGUAUUUUCAUUUUUAUUUUUUUGAUUUUGUAUGAUAACUAUAUUUAUUUUAUUUAUGUAUGUAUCGAACAGCCGUAUGUACAUGUUCAUUUAUUACCUAAUUCUGACUGUACGUUUGAUUUUAUCUAGUACGAAGCGUAAAAUAUCUAAAAAGGAAAAAAAAAAAAAAAACAUAUGAAAAACAUGGUCAUAUGAAAUUAUGCUACUUGUAAUGUGUAAAAUUUUGAGGACAAACUUGUGUUAUGAUUUCAAACGAAACGGCGCCAAGGAUGACGGCGACUCGGAUCCAACGCGCCGCCGCCUGUGAAAUAAAAAGUCAUAAAGCCACUGACGCUAUAUAACGGAGGAUGUGAAAAUUAAAAUAAAGCGGUCCUGAACGGUACCUCAGGUCAUCUCGGUGUGUUUGUGAUCCGCUCAGAGCGACUCUAGAGCAUGUAUCGGGUUUCGUGUGUCGUGUGCGUACGUGAGUAUGUGUUCCGCUGUGUAAAUGACCGUUGUUGAUUCGCUGCAACCCUAAGACUGAGGACAUGUAUGUAUGUUUGCAAAAAAACACACAAAAAAACAAAGGUAUUUGUACAUGUGCAAAUAUAUUCAUUAAGAAUUCA